This is a messenger RNA of Anarrhichthys ocellatus (wolf-eel), 5169 nucleotides long. RefSeq names its product coiled-coil domain containing 13 (gene ccdc13). The coding region runs from base 1153 to 2922 and encodes 589 amino acids. NCBI's taxonomy places the organism in Eukaryota, Metazoa, Chordata, Actinopteri, Perciformes, Anarhichadidae. Gene Ontology annotation, biological process: cytoplasmic microtubule organization; non-motile cilium assembly. The transcript has 15 exons. Gene Ontology annotation, cellular component: centriolar satellite. The record is from RefSeq and is a predicted model, not a curated record.
GCUAACUGCUAUUCAUCAGAUUACAUGAGUGUGUUUGUAACACCUGAGGGUGUGUGUGUGUGUGUAAGCAUGACUAAGCCAAUCAGCUUUAAUCACUCAUACAACACAAUCAGACCAAAUCAGCAUCCUUCAGGUUGUUCCUUCCCUCCAAACCAGGUUUGUGGGAUUAAUGGUGUACUUGAAAAGCUUCCAAGGGAUUCACCAUCAAAAUGAGAACUAGUAUUUUUACUUUUCUGUUUUUAGUGUAGACUAUAACUAAGGACAUAACAUUGAUGGGCGUUUUAAACAUGGAUUGAAUCCACCUACAGACAGUAUCUUUCAAAUUGAUUCAACAAAAGGAAUGUACUGUAAUGUGUAUUUGGCAUUCAUGAUGGAGACUGAGUAAGAACCCCCCUAAAGUUAGUCUAUAAAAGCGUUUGAUAAAAGCUGCUUUGUCGCCCUCUUGUUGUCAUGUAGGACACUGCCCAAUAGUAAAGGUUUGACUAGUUUUUAUGUUCCCAUAUGAUAAAUAUUAUUAUACUCGCACUUUACUGAUGGAUUUUGGCAAGUUUUCUAACACUUGUUUGCCUCGAGGUGAUUUAUUUUAAACAAGUUUCUCAUUUGCAGAGGUUUCUGGGAAGAAAAAAUAAAUAUAAUAUUUUAACUUUUUAUCUGUGCUUAUGUUUAAAUAUAUUCAAAACUGCAAAACCGAAUGUAACAGUUACCAUCACAUAUUAAAUGCUGGAAAACACAUGUUUAGCAAGGCAUGGUUCUCCAAUCAGCCAAGAUGCAUUUCACCUGUUGCUGUUAAUUGUUUGCUACUUAAUUUUCAUUUACCGCCUCAUUUAAUUUUCUAAGACAAUUAUACACAUAAUUAGUAAACCACUGACGGACAGCACACUCGCAGUUCUUCAAUUUAAAUGACACAUUUCGACACGUGUUGAAAAACAUUGAACUCUCGUUACAGACCAGUGCACUGGUCGUGACCGUCUGAGCCCAAACGGCUACACUCUUACUCUCGCGAGAUCUUAUAUCAAGUCUUGGGAGUGCCGUUUCUAUGGAUACAGUAGCGUCGCAAUCAGUGAGGAAGCUGCCGCACAGUCUCUUCUUCUACGUUACAAAACCAUGCGGUGCAAAAACAGCCUCUAAUUUGUUUACGACGGCGGUACUUGGAUGAAUGACUUGAUUAUGGAGCAUGAUGAUGAACUGAAUGACUUGCGGCUUCAGUUCCAAGCGUUACAAAAACAGCAGGAGAAAAGAAAACUGGAUAGAAAGAAGAAGAAAGAACCGGAUCGGCUUGAUGUCAGUGUUGGCCAGGAUGAUUUGGAUCUUUCUCAUCAAGGUAUUCAGGCAGACAAUCUCCAACACAGACUUCUCCAGGAUGAGAAUCAAAAUCUGAUUUUGCUGGACCAGCUGAGGGAGUUGAAGGACGAAAAUGGUCGGCUCUUCAAACUUCUGAGUGAGAAGGAUUUUGAAAUAAAACACCUGAAGAAGAAAAGAGAAGAAGAGCGACUGGUUUUAGCAGGCACAUCGGGCUUGGCGGGUGAUAUCGCAGCCACCAAGAUUGUUGAGCUGUCCAAGAAGAAUAGAGAGCUAACUGCUGAAACUGAGCGAGAAAAGAUCAAAUCCAAGCAAAACAGCAACAGAGUCAAAGAGCUUGAGAAAGAGCUGCAGGUGGCUUUGGUGCACUCUUCACCGGGGCAAACGUUUGAUACAAAGUCACAGAAUAAGAGGUCGUCUGAAGACUGUGAGAAGCUGGAACAUCCAGCAAUGAAAUCUCUGCAGGAGAAAUUAGCUGCCGCCCAGCUGAAAGUGACUGAGUACCGCAACCAGGUUCAAUCUGUCAAACAGGAGUUGAAAGUAGCUCAGAAGGUUUUGAUCAGUGAGAUUGGAGAGGAGGUCAGCUUUCACCAAUUACUAAGCUGCCCUGGGAGUUUCAGAGGUCGCUCUCAGCAGAUAUUGGCUCUUCAGACGAGGGUGCGGGAUCUGGAGCAGCAGCUGAACCUGUCGACUCAGCGAAGACAACCUAGUGUCCUGAGUGAAGAGGAAGAGUUUCUGGGCAUGGGGGUCCUUCAGAAAACCCCUACACAAGACAAGAACCUCAGCUACAUCCGCACCAUCGAGAAGGAGAAGAGGGAGGCAUACGAGAGGAUCUCAGUGGACUAUGAGGCCCUCCUGAAGGACCACGAGGACGUGAAGAAAAAGCUAGACGCGUCUAAAGCCAGGAACAAAUCUCUGUCUACCGAGAUGAAAUCUCUGAAGGGCCAGAUCUCCACCCUCCUGGAGAAGGGUAAACAUGAUGAUGAGCUUGUGGAUGCUCUGCUGAAGCAGCAGACUCAGAUGCAGGAGGUGCUGAGACGGCUCGGCCAGCAGCAGAACGUGCGGAGCAAGGAGACCCAGAGGAGCCCGAGACAGCCGCUGAGCAGUGAGCCUCCAGCGCACAGCGCUCUCAUCCAGGAGCUUAAGCAGACAGUUGCUGAAAGAGAGGCCAGGAUCAAAGAGCUAGAGCAGGAGAUCCAGCAGCUCUCUGUCAAGGAAGAGGGAGCGGAGAGACAGUCCAGCCUCAAGACAACAAUUUGCAGUUCAGGAUUCACCCCUGAAGAGGGAGACAUUAACAAGAGGAUAACAUCUUCAGGUUCAAUUUCUAAAUUUGGUCAUAAACUGGUGCUGCCUGCUGUGGGGAGCAGUAUAGAAUUCAAGGACCCAAGUUCUUCAAGAUGUCCACACUGUUCAGCUGAUGUGAGCUCUCUGAUGACCCAGUGUAAUGAAUACAAACUCCUCUGCGGGCAGAACGACCGGCUCCUUGAGAUGGUUCAAGUCCUGCAGACAAAAGGGAAAGAGAUGAACCAGAGGUUCUGGGAGGCAGAACAGAAGUAUCAGGAGGGAUGCUGCAGGGUAGUGAUGGAGCAGCAGCUGGAGAAGACAACAUUGGAUCCAAAGUAAGGACUUUUGCAAGUAGCAACGGGAGAACUGCUAAUCCAAGGCUAUCACGACUCUGGAUCUGAGCAUCGUCCCUUGGGAUGGCAGGAGUUGCUGAGCAACGAGAACUAAAUAGACAAACUGAAAAGACUGCAACAAAUCGUUUGUAAGCAUUGCAUUUCUAGCUCUGACGACGCUGUAGCUGUCUUACCUGAAAACAAGCAAGAAUUUUGAUUUUGACCAGACGACAGAAAUACUGAUGCUUGGCAAUGGUCUAUUGCUCAUUCCAACCCUCGUGUUUAGGCUGCACAGAUAUGUUUACGUUGCUCGUGUAUGUUGUGUCCCGGCUGGCCACUUAGCUGGAGGAAUACAGAGGUGCUGAGGGCAUCGCUGAAGAGCACUCUCCACCAUGACCUGCAGCUCUGCAGUGACGUGAUGAGACAAGCCAAGCAUGUUUUCCUGCAGGCUCUGUGCCAGCGCAGACUAGACACUAACCAGGGGAACUGGUUGGUUCCUGCUCAACCUCAUGUCCAGCUGAGCCCUAUUACCUUCUCCUGUCAGAUGUGACAAACAGCAGCCUGCAGGAAACAGGCUCCCCUCGUCUGCCACACAGACAUCAUACGGAGCUCGCUCUUUUUCCCCAUUUGAACCCUCAAAGACAGUUUGUGUUGGUUCCUUGGUGCGUUUCGGCAACUUCAGUAACUGCUUGAGUACAGAGCUUUCAGCUUAACCCUGAUGGCAUCAGACAAGUGUUCCUACCGAUGACAGAAAUGUUUGAUGCUGAUUUUGUCUGCUUGCUGUUUUAUAAAUGUCAAUGUCACAUUUGGUUAAAUCUAUGUAUGUAUUUUCCUCUGCUGGUAACCUUAUGUGCAUUACAGGUUAAGAGAGCAACAAUGUCUGUUUUUAAAGUAUUUUUGUAAGCUAAUGAAACAUCAAAUUCAAUCAAUGAAAGGGGAACCACAUCUUGACCAAAUGUUUGGAAUAUGUUGUUUACAUUCAUGGCUAUGACCUUUUCUUAGAGUUUUGAAUUUUAUUUGGCUCCAGAUGGCUACAUAAAUGUGUGACAGGCCAAGCCAAAUAGUAAACACCAAAGUUAAGUUCCCAACAACUGUAACCAUCCUUUCAAAUAUUACUGCUAAUCAUUUCUGACUUGAAACCAGCUGUGUGGGAAUAGUGGUUGAAAAUUAAUGCGGGCUCAAGCUGCACAAACUCCCACUGUAGUCCUCCACACACUCCCCAGAGCAUGUCACACGUAUGUACAGUAUGCGAUCUUAGCUCCCUAGUCCAAAGGUUGUCUGGAUAUGCGCAGCCUGGUGGGAGUCUCUGCAUUCAUACUAACAUCCGAGUUAUUUUCUCCCAAAGUAGCCAAAAGGAUUUUUAGCAUAACCACCGCCCCCCUCCCCUCCCCCUCCUCACCCUUCUCACCCUCCUCUCCCUCCACAUCACGCUUAAUUUAAAAGCAUGGCUGAGUUAGUGUGCUGCUUCAAAUACCGCACUAUUUCUUCCAGUACCCUGUGGGAGAUUGGCAGGUCCCCAUUGGACUGAGCGAGAAAGUGCCACAAGACAAAAAUAUCAGAGUUUGGAAGUGAUGAAGAAAGCCUUUAUGCUCAGAGUAACAAAAAACAGCCUGUGUUGAAUACCUCCUGGAUAGAAGGUGAGGUACCCUUUAAUGUAGUCGAGUGAGAUGUGUCAUUGGAGGAACAGAUGAGAUAUCAUAUGGCUACCGCACGAUUGCCAAAUAUGUAUAUCGAAUGUAGAAAUGUGUGUCAGAAAGGGUGUUGAUGGAGCAAACGCAUGUCAUGGUCCCCAACUGCAUCCAACUCCAGGGAAAAUGUUUAAUUUAGUGUUAUGUUGUUUCGUUGUUUUUAGAAAAAUCUGCCUUAACAAAACCUCACAUAAAAAUGUUUUGUCAGUUUUUGUGGGCAUGUACAAUAUUUUCCCAAAUGUGUAAUCUGAAGCUAUUUUUGUGGUAGGUGUUAGGAAGGCCAAUAUUACAAGCCAUUCGCUUUUAAAUAGAGCUCGUUGCUGCAUGUUCAAUAUUCAUUUUACUGUGUAAUUUCAGUGAAAAACCAAUGUUGCCGUUGUUGACUUCAGUCAUUAAAGAGUGUCAUCACUUUCAAAUAAAUUACGUUCCACCAAACAAUUUUAACCUGGUUUUAUGUAGCUGUAUUACGCAGAAAGGUGUAGAUUUAUUCCAAAAUGCCCAAUAACCCACCAAACCAAACACAAACUUAUGUAAACACAGCAUACGUAAACAGCCUCACCUAUUUG